Messenger RNA from Cercocebus atys (sooty mangabey), 10142 nucleotides. Its product is annotated as mas-related G-protein coupled receptor member X3-like. The record is from RefSeq and is a predicted model, not a curated record. Gene Ontology annotation, molecular function: G protein-coupled receptor activity. The coding region runs from base 3469 to 4437 and encodes 322 amino acids. Gene Ontology annotation, cellular component: membrane. NCBI's taxonomy places the organism in Eukaryota, Metazoa, Chordata, Mammalia, Primates, Cercopithecidae. Gene Ontology annotation, biological process: G protein-coupled receptor signaling pathway. The transcript has a single exon.
AGAGCUAUGAGCCAAUUAAACCUGUUUUCUUCAUAAAUUUCUCAGUCUCAGGUAUUUCUUUUUAGCAAUGCAAGAAGGAACUAAGACACCAACAGAGAGCCAGGAGGUGGAAAUCCCAAGUCACUCUCCUGCUGUCUUCCAGUCUCCUGCCGGUAUGCCCCAGUGUCUCAAUUUCAUCAGAAACCAGAAAUAAAAAGAAUCCCACUGAUGUGGUACCGAGAAGCCACUCUCUUGGGAUGUCAAACAGGAUAAAGAAUGGAAAGCAAAUCCUCAUGGCAAAUGAGACUAUCCCUCUCACCUUCUUAUAUCCUCCUACUUCCUGAGGCUUUCUCUGCCUGAAGGUGAUUGAUUCCUGUCUCAUUUCAGCUCCAUCAGACUACUUUAACGUUGGGCAUGUCUUUCUCUACUGUCACUUUUAUGCAGAAAUGUUUGCAUUUUUCAAAAAUGCAUAGAAAAUAAAAUUUAAUUUUAAAAAGAGAACAUAUUUAUUUGUUUAGAAUAUAAGUUUGGCUGCUCUAAACAAGACAUGAAGUAGAAAUAUCUUAAACAAGAAAGUAUAAUUGUGCCUCUGGGUCACUAGGUUCUGAAUCUGCAGAUUCAACAAACCACAGGUGGAAACUAUUCCAAAAAUAAGGGUAUGGUUGAGUUGUGUAUGUACUGAACAGGUACAGACUUGUUUUUCCUUGUCGUUAUUUCUGGAAAAACUACAAUAUGACAAGAAUUUACAUAGCAUUUGCAUUUUGUCAUUGUUCUAAAUAACUAAAAACGAUUUAACGUAUCUGGGAGAAAGUGCAUAGGCUAUAUACAAAUAUCACAUAUAAGGAAAUUGAGCAUCUGCAGAUUUUGGUGUGUGCUGAAGUUCUGGAAAAAGUCCCCUGUGAAUACCCAGAAAUGACUGUCUUUGAAAUUUGAACUAGAAGCUCCAAGGCAUCACACAUCAGAAUUCCAAAAAUUGCUGCUCCCCAGUCCCUAGAGAGUUGCCCUCAUCCUUGUGAUCCUGCAUGGCUUCCAGCUACAUCAGCAUUUCAGCCUAUGGAAAAGGACGAGAGGAAGGAGAAGCUUUGCUCCUUCUAUUGAUCCUGUGAGUGAGGAAUUGCUUACAUCACUUUGUGAUUCUUCCACUUAACAGCACCUGGCCAUACGAUAUGAUUCAGCACCAAGGAAAACUGGGAUGUGGGUCCUUGUGCUGCUUUUACACUCUCAGAAUUGUUAUGUCACCAAAGAGGAAAAUGAAUGUUGGGGAAACCUAGCAGUCUCUUCACUCCUGAUUGUCUCUGACUUUGUGCUCACAUCAAGAUUUUUCAGGAACUCCUCAGAAAUAAUGAAUGAUGGGGCAGAGAACAGAAUUGGGACCUCAUGCAGGGCUCCAGGGACCAGGGACUGGUGUUGGACCUGCUCUUCCUGUUGUGAACUCAGGAAAACCCUUUAAUUCUCUAGGCCUUGGUUUCAUCUUAUGUUAUAUGAGGAUAAUACCAUAGAUGGUCUUUAAGGAACACAGGUUAAAUGUUGGUGAUACUACAGGGAAAAUGACAGGUAUGAGUUAGUCCUUAUGGAGCUUCGGAUUUCACGAGGAGGACAAACAUAUCAUACCAUAAAUAUAGACAGAGAAACUCUUUAGUGCCCUGAGUGUGGAUAACAGAGGUUCUCCUUUUCCUCCCAUUUCCUUUCUCGGCCAAUCAGGGCUGUGCCAGCUUGUCCCUCUAAGAGAACUCAUGAUGGAUGCAUUCACUCCUGAUGUUUCUCUGCACUCCCAGCAAAGGGUGCAUCUUCUGUCCACCAGGAGGCCUCCUGCCCCUGUGCAUCCUUAGGAUUCCAGAGCAAACGUGGCCUCUGAUAGGCAAAAAGGAACUCCUGAAUUUAUCCCUAAAUGGCGUUCACUCACCUCUAUUUUGUUCCCUCUUUGAAUUGCCUCUCAUUCCCUAUCUGGAGUUUGCUUAGGUCAGUUUUUUUUUUUCAAUCCACAAUUUUGACUGCCAACUUGGAUUUAACUUGAGAAUCACUCCUCUGCUUUACUCCUUUUAACAUGUAUAAUCGACACAGGGUGGUGCUGGGUAUAAAUGGCUGCUCCAAGACUGGAUCGUGAGUCAGUCCUGCUGGACUCAAAUUCAUACUAUAUCAUGUAUAACCCCUGGGACAAAUAAUUUCCUUUCUUUAUGCUCCAAUUGCAUUAUCUGCCAUAUGGGAAUAAUACCAAUUCUUACCUCCUGGGCUCUUCAGGUGACUAAAAGAGACAAUACCUUAUAAACUCUCAAUCAGCUACUACUAGUCUCCCAGAUUAGACCUAAUCCUCAUUCUCCAGUUGAAAUCUGCAUGAAUAUCUCUCUUUAUACUCCAAGCCCUACACGUCGCCUAUUUCCCCUCAUGAACACCUCUCAUACAAAUGUUUUCAUCAGCAAAGAAAUGCUACCAGAGAUCUCCUGAAAGAGAGAAUGAAAUAGGUUUACAUUGUGUACACUCAGCAGAACAUUUAGUAGUCCCCCAUAGAUAUUUCCACACUUCAGUUACCUCCAUCAGUUGUACUCAGACCUCAUCUGCACUUACUCUUUCCUCUGUUCUAUUGUUGAGCAAUUCAGAUGAGACCCAGACCCUACCCAAACACUGCGUACAAAAAUGCUUCUAGGUGUUCAGCAAAGCCACACUGAGUCUUCAUUUCAAAGGCACAUCAGUUGUCAAUUUCAGGUUUUGUGCACUCAUCAGUAAUUCUUCUCAACACAGAUAGAGCUGUCCACAAAUAGAAUUCUGAUGAAUGAAAUUUUCUUCAUCCAGUUAUACAUGUGUGUUCUAAUACCUUACAUUGUGCUUUCAUCUUUAUUUUCCAUUUCAUCCAAAUCUACCAGUACCAUUAGGCUCCUCAUGCAUGCAUUCCUUCAUUGAAAGAAUGUUUAUGAAGAGCACAGUGUGCUGGUCAUGGAAAUAGGCACUGUGAGUAUAAAAUGUAAAAUGUGGUCCUGUCUGCAAUGACUAAUACACUGAGUUAUUUCUCACCCACCAGGCCCAGCCAUUUUCACACUUAUCCUAGCGAAGGUCACAUUUUCCUCUCAUUCAUAAAGCAUGGUCUUCUUUCCUGUCCUAGUCACGAGUGUGUCACAGCCAUCUCUUUGUGUAUCUGACUUUCUCCAUCUGAGAUAAAAUAUCAGGCCCAUGAUACAGUAAUGAUCGGGUCCACAGCCCUGGCUGGAUGAGUUGGGGGUGUUUUGAUCCUAAUGUUAUUCCCAUGUCAGUACAGAACUUGUGUGGCAGUAGAGAGGGGUCAGGCUUCAGAGUCAAGAAGAACUGGAUUUCAAACUGGAUUUGAGGACCCCCACCUUUUGAUAGGUGACUUAUUCUCUGCGAGUCUCUGAUCUCUCCUCUUUAAAUGAGGACAGUAAAAAUCCCACAUGGCAGGGUGGUGGGGAGAAUCAGAGAUCACACAGCUGGUGAUCACAUCUGGUCUGUGUUCCCAGGAGCACCAGACUGGGGUUUCUGAGCAUGGAUCCAACCAUCCCAGCCCUGGGUACAUCAGUGACACGAAUCAACGGAACUGUGGAGACUCCUUGCUACAAGCUGACCCUGAGCCUCAGGGUGCUGACGUGCAUCGUUUCCCUUCUGGGACUGACAGGAAACGCGGUUGUGCUCUGGCUCCUGGGCUUCCGCAUGCGCAGGAACGCUGUCUCCACCUACAUCCUCAACCUGGCGGCUGCCGACUUCCUCUUCCUCAGCUGCCACGUUUUACGUUUUCUGUUAAGCCUCAUCAAUAUCCCCCAUACCACCCGCAGAAUCCUCAUUUGUGUGAUGACCGUCCCCUACCUUACAGGCCUGAGCAUGCUGAGCGCCAUCAGCACCGAGCGCUGCCUGUCCGUCCUGUGGCCCGUGUGGUACCGCUGCCGCCGCCCCAGAUACCUGUCAGCGGUCGUGUGCGUCCUGCUCUGGGCCCUGUCCCUGCUGCGGAGCAUCCUGGAGUGGAUGUUCUGUGACUUCCCGUUUAGUGGUGCUGAUUCUUGUUGGUGUGAAACAUCAAAUUUCAUCAUAAUCGCGUGGCUGACUUUUUUGUGUGUGGUUCUCUGUGUUUCUAGCCUGGUCCGGCUGGUCAGGAUUCUCUGUGGAUCCCGGAAGAUGCCGCUGACCAGGCUGUACGUGACCAUCCUGCUCACAGUGCUGGUCUUCCUCCUCUGCGGCCUGCCCUUCGGCAUUCUGGGGUCCCUAAAUUACAUGAUCCACAGGGAUUGGAAAGUCUUAUAUUGUCACGUUUAUCGGGUUUGCAUGUUCCUGUCCUCUCUAAACAGCAGUGCCAACCCCAUCAUUUACUUCUUCGUGGGCUCCUUUAGGCAGCGUCAAAAUAGGCAGAACCUGAAGCUGGUUCUCCAGAGGGCUCUGCAGGACACGCCUGAGGUGGAUGAAGGUGGAGGGCGGCUUCCUGAGGAAACCCUAGAGCUGUCGGGAAGCCGAUGCAGGCAGUGAAAGAGCCCCUGCCCUGUCAGUCAGACGGGACUUUGAGAGCAACACUGCCCUGCAAACCUUGACAAUUAUAUUCGUUUUUCUUAGCGUUGUGCCUCAGAAAUGUCUCAGUGGUAACUCAAGGUCUUCAAAUAGAUGUUUAUCUAACCUGACAGUUCCAGUUUUCACCCACGGAAAGCAUUAGUCUGACAGUACAAUGUUUAGAUUCUCCUUGAUAUUACCAACACAUUUUCCCUGUUAUCUUACACUGAAUCCUUCCUACUGAACACUUUUUCUGCACUUUUCAUAGUAAUAAAAGGAGUUCCUGUCCAAAACCCUAAAACACUGUUUAUACUUGUUUUCUACCUGAUAGUACCAAAAAGGAAGAUUCCUUAUUAAUCUCUCAGAUUAUGUUUCCCUGAAAAUCAUGUUCCCUUCUAUGACUGGAGGCAUUACUGCAGUUGGAAACUCGAUUCUGAAUAAGUGAGUUCUGCUACCUCUAAAUUCCAUUGAAUUCUCAGAUAUAAAGCAAAAUAAUGUCCUUAGAGAGAGAUUCUCCCUUCAUAAAAACAGUCUUAGAAAUUGGUUUUAUGAAUAGCCCUCUCCCGUCAUUUGUCCACACAUGGUCACACCUUGGCCUUGGUUUCUAGAAAAGACAACCAUGGCCCUUUCCCCUUGAGAACUGGUAAGUGCUUAUUUAGCUCUUCCUGGACUAAAGGACCAGUGAGGAGCCUGUAAAUAUACCCCACCAGUUCCAUUUUGGCCAUUGGAAACCUCAAUAUUGAUUUCAAACUGGAAUUAUCUUGAAAACCAUUUGUUAUUCAUUUACAGAGUCUUUAAGUGUAGAAUUCUUCAUUCUUCCAGGUUUUGUACAAAUUUUCUGGGUGUAACUUUCAGUUAGUUUUAUGGCUGUUAACAUAAGAAGCAAAACUGAAAACAUGUGACUUUUCCAUGCUAAUGUCAAUUAUAGUAUCUGGAUAAUAACUUACAGUUGGUACAAAAUUCUGAUACAUGGUACAAAAUUCUAAGUUGUGACUUAGGUGAACACGGAAACAUUGUGCUAAGGAAAAUAUGCCAGAUACCAAAGAAUAAUAUUGUAAGAUCAAAUUCUACAAGGUAUCCAAACUAGAAAAUUCGUGAACACAGAAAAUAAAUUAGGAGGAUCCUGGUGCUGGAUGAUGGAGAGACUGUGUAGCCAAUUAUUUAAUGAGCACGGACUUUCUGUGCAGAAUGAUGAAGUUCUUAAAAGGGACAGUGGUAACGGUUACUACUUAUUGUGAAUGUACUUAAUGAUAUUGAAUUGUACAAUUAAAAUGGUUAAAGUUAUAAAAUGUAUGUUAUUAACAUUUUACCACAACUAAAAACAUGUAAUUAUAAACACAGGAUCAGUACAAAAUUCAGGACUAUGCUCCACUAGUGGUUAUCCCUUCAACAGAUAACUCAAGCAGACAGAAGAGACCACCAAGAGAAGAUGUGACAUCACAGCAGGCUGUGUGCUGCUCACAGACAGUGAGGCUGCCCCUCAGAUUGACCCUCACUGAGGGGAGCUGACACAUGCAUUUUGAGUAUGCAGGAGACAGUACAAAGCAGUUAUGAAAGCAAUAAAGAGGUCUAUAGUUCUCCGUUUGUCCAACCAAAUUUACUGGUGACUCGUAUCACAUUGUUCACAACGUCGAACUCAGGUCCCCUGAGUCCAGAUCCAUUGCUCUUCCAGGACCAGCACUCUGCUGAUGCUGAAUCCUAUCUGUCCACCCUCAAUUUCCAAAUGCCAUAGUAGGACAUAGCUGUAGGUGAGGCUUUCCUACGUGUCGGAGGAAGUGGGAAGGCAGUGUUUGCAGCCAAUGCUCCAGGCAAGGAGCUUUAAUAUGAUGUCUUUAAUUCAGGCUGAGGGUUAUUGAGAGAGCCCAUUCUGGGAGUCUGUGAUAUCAAUUGUACAGUUCUGGAUAAAGAUGUUUAUCAUGAGGAAUUCUGUAGUGAAUUUUCACCUGGCAAUUGAAUUAAAUAAUAUUGGUUCUCACCUGGGCCACUGCUUAUUUUGACGUUAGUGACUCUUUCUUUUGAUGGAAGAAAAUUUCAACUUUAUGAAAACUUAGAUUCCGUCCCUGAAGCCCAUUCUGAACUCACUUGGCCUCACACAUUGCUCCACUACAGCACUUAAAAUAGUAUAUUUCAAUUGUUUGUCCUCACAUCUUUCUCUUCAACCACAUUCUGAGGUCUUUAAGAGCAGAGAACAUGUCUUUGAAUUUCUGGUGCAACAGACUAGGUGUGGAAUUUAGAAGUCUUGGUAACUAUUUUUCUCAAGCAGCUCCCACCUGAAAAUCACAGGUUUGUCCAACAUCUUGCAAAGGCUGGCUCAGUCACCAGGUCUCACUGGAACUCCUGCAGGUACCUCCCACACAACAGAGUGUCCUCUACAGUUGGUUUUUCUGAGAACAGCUGUUCCCUUUCAUUGCAGGUCUGCUCACUGCCUCCGGGAAGAAGAAUGGAGGGGAUGUGGGAGUCUGCUAGUGAAAUGCUUUCUUUCCCAGGCCAAUGAUAUCAUUUCCUCUCAGUUCCAUGUCGAGGAAGAGCGUGCAGGACAUCCUGGCGUGUUCCCCAGAAAGGGAGAAAUGAUAUAAAAGUCUCUAAUGGCACUUUUUGGGAGCUGCCAUUCAUGACUAUUUUUUAGGCAUGAAUUCAACAAACAUUCGAACCUAAUUCAUCAAGCACUGUGCUAAUUCUGCAUAAAAGCAAACACCUUUCAAAUAAGUCUCACACUAAUACAUUCCAUCUCUAUAUCCAAUUCUUUCCACUUCCUGAAGAAAAUAUAUGGAUUGAUGCUGAGCAAAUGCUGAGCCUUUGUGGUCAUUCAUUGAUGCUCUAGUACACCUGGGCUCAAGGGCACUGAGUCAUCAGCUUCACAAGAACCAAUUGGAUCUGUUUCCUGUCCUGAUUUUGACAAUUAGACUUGUCAAUAUAAUUACCUAAUUUAUCAAAAUACACCACAAAUCAACAAAAUACGAGUAUGAAAGAAGAACUGCGGUUUCCAUACAAACUAAUGUGAAUGCUUAAAGGGACAAUAAAAGCAGGUUCCAAAAUUAUUGUUAGUUUAAUAGGUGUGAGUCUGCCAACUCUAUCAGAUUAAACAAAAAUUAACAAUAUGGAGCAAUAUACUCAGUGAGAAUGCUAUGCAUCUGACGCUAGAAUCUACAUUUAAAUGAAUCCACACUGCAAGUCAUAGACAAUGAUUGAUAGAUAUGCUUUCAGCAAGAUAGAGUAGAAUUCUAUUUGCAAACCCUACACAAAGGAAUGUUCUGUAGUUUAGUUCUAUUAUAGUGAAUGAAUUCUAGGUAAAAAUGAAAUAUUCACAUUACAAACGUUUCCCUUUUUAUGAAUACUGAUUAACAGACAUUUUCAAUUAACCUAUCCACUUGCAUUCCUGAAUAUAUCAUUAAGUGGGCUUUUCAUAACAGCAUCUCUCACUUAUUCUACUGUUUACAGUAUAAACAGAUACUGAGCAUCUUCUAUUCUCUAGCUUGCAUGCCAGACACUUAGGAGUCAAAGUAAACACACCUACAUUCAUAGAGCACACAGCCUGUGAAGGAAGGACACUAGUUUAGAAAAGACUGCCUCCCAAAGUGACACAUGCUAUCCAAGAGUUGUAUUUGUGGCUCAAGGGUUCUCAAAGGAGAGGGUAUCUAAAAAUUCCCAGUUAUCUUGCUGCCAUCCUGAAGAGGAAUGCCACCCCCCAAGCACCCAGCUGAAGCAGAACAAUAAGAUUCCAAUAAAUUAGAGAAUGUUCACUAGGUGACUGCUCAUGCAAGACAACAAUCUCAGCAGCGGUUGUAUAAUUGAUGAUAUCAAAAGAUUAAUAGGCUGAAUCUUACAACAGCCCUCAAUCUAUAGUCCAACAUCACACCAAUACACAAUUCCUGAAAAGAUUUUUAAGAGACCCUACACGUGCUUAGGUCACAGGCAUUGCGGAACUAUCUACCACCAUUACCGUGUGUUCCAGCAGUAGAAGUCCUUGCCUCCAGGCAAAACCAAAUCAGCAUCUAGAAAUCCCAGGAUAUGUAGAGAAGGAGAAUGUGCAAGUGCUGGAAUGGGAAGAACACUGGACCUGGUUUCAGGGAUUUGGGAUUCUCAAGCUGACUGCAUGGCCAACAUGGGUCACAUGCUCAUUCCAGGAAAGCCAAGCAGAUAGUGAGGUUACGGGAUUGCCCCAGUCUGAAAUUGUGCCAUUUGUGCAUUUGUGCUCAGGUACCUCUUUUCAGAAUAGGUGGGUAAAGUGUAGCUUUACCAUAACUCUGGACUGAAGAUAACUGCUGUUGUGAUCCUGGCAGCCUGAGAAAUUCAUGUCUCUACGCAGUGACUAUAAUCACAGUAAUCGUACGUUCUUCUCACCCAUGUGGCAGUGACCUAGAAUCUGAAGAGACUGCUGUGAUGUUUGUUCUGUAUGACGGUGUGGCAUCCAUUGGGCACCAUUAUUGUCAAUGUACCAAUGCUGACUGUAGAUAUAGAUGGCAUUUGCUUGCUGUUACCUAACAACAGCAGAGUAUAGAAGAAGAAAUCUCAAUGCUCAUGCCCAUCAUAUUGGUCCAAUUGUUCUGAAACCUUGCAGGAUGCAAACACAAGGAAGGACAGCAGAGACAGAACAGAUCUCAUUUCUAAGUGUGUAUGUAGAAGUGAGUGGAUGAUGGAAGGCUUUGUGUAAUAGGUAGAAUGUUAACUGAUGACUACAAUUUACCCAGCAUUAUAAUUAUAAUUAUACCCUCUGCAAAUUUUGCCAGUCACCUCAAUCUUUGUACUGGGGAAGGAGAGAUAAAUAGGAUCUGGACAGAUGGAAAUGGGAGAAGAGAUAAUUUACAGUGGCACUGUUAAUAAAAGCAUAGAGAUUUUUAGGGAAUGGUGAAUAAUUCAUUCAUGAGUUUUAUUCCUUCUGUCACCCCAUGUAUUUGGUCAUGGUGGCAAGAUCCCUCUUAAAUAGAAGGAAAGAUACAGUCUUUUUCAGAUAAACAAAUACUGAGAAUUUGCCACUACCAAACCAGCACUACAAUAACUGCUAAAAGGAGCUCUAAAUCAGGAAAUAAAACCUCAAAAUACAACCUCCUUAAAGCCUAAGUCUUACAGGGCCUAUAAAACAAUAACUCAAUGGAAAAAAAAAAACCAUGUAUUAACACAACAACUAACAUGAUGAAUAGAAUAGUAUCACACAUCUCAAUAUUAAUAUUGAAUGCAAAUGGCCUAAAUGUUUCACAUAAAAGAUACGGAAUGUCAGAAUGGAUAAGAAUUCACCAACAAAGUAUCUGCUGUCUUCAAGAGAUUCACCUAACACAUAAGGACCCACAUAAACUUAAGGUAAAGGGUUGGUAAAAGAUAUACCAUGCAAAUAUAUACCGAAAGUGAGCAGGAGUACCUAUUCUUAUAUCAGACAAAACAAACUACUUUAAAGCAACAACAAUUAAAAAAAACAAAGGGGGAAAUUAUAUAAUGAUAGAAGGAUGAGUCCAACAGGAAAAUAUCACAAUCCUAAAUACGUAUAUCCCUAACACUGUCACUCCUAAAUUUAUAAAACAAUUACUAAUAGACCUAAGAAAUGAGAUAGAUGGCAACAUAGUAAUAAUAGUGGACUUCAAUACUCCACUGACAGCACUAGAAAAGUCAUCAAGACAGAAAGUCAACAAAGAAACUAUGGAUUGAAACUAUACCCUACAACAAAUGGACUUAACAGAUAUUUAUAGAACAUUCCA